AUGACUGUAUUCCUAGGUGUAUUCAAGGCGAUUUACGACUAUGAGCCGCAAACACCUGAAGAGCUAGAAAUUAAAGAAAAUGAUAUGCUUUAUUUACUAGAGAAAUCAGACAUCGACGAGUGGUGGACCGUUAAGAAACGGAUCAUUGGUUCUGAUGAUCCUGAACCAUCAGGGUUAGUGCCUUCCACUUAUAUUGAAGAGGCACCUGUAAUUCGUACCGUGAAGGCUGUUUAUGAUUACGAUCAACCUCAAAAUCCAGAUGAAGAGUUAGCAUUCCAUGAAAAUGAUAUAUUCCAAGUGUAUGAUGAUAAGGAUCCUGAUUGGUUGCUUGUAAAGUCUCCAAAUGGUGAAUAUGGUUUUAUCCCUGGGAAUUACAUCGAAGAUUCUGAUAAUGUAAGCGCUGCGCCAGCUACUGCUGCUGCUGCUGUUGCUGUUGCCGCACCAGUAGUUACACCAGCUAACGCCGAUGUUUCGACAUUCUUACCGCCUCCACAACAUAACCAAAGAGAUCAGUUUCAAUCAGAGGAACAGAGUAAUAAAGAACCUGCCACACCUGACAGAUUCGCAGAGGAAGAUGACAGAGAGGAUACACCUCCAUCCAAACCGGCAAGGCCUAAUGAUGCACGUGAUAAGGCUCGUUCUAGAGUUUCUUACUCUGCAGAUGCCGAUGAUAGUAGCAUGCCAACUGAUAGUGGCCGUGAUGAUCGUCGUGAUGAAUCUCGUAGAUAUACCGAUGACGAUGGUUAUAAUAAUAAAAAUAGUAAUGAUAACCGUGCGAAUUAUAACAUAGAAUAUCAUUCAUGGAAUGUUCAAGAAAUUGAAGGCAGAAAGAAAAGAAAGGCUAAGUUAGUCGUUGGAAGUAAUAAGAUAAAUUUUAUUUCGGAAAGUGGUACCCAAUUAGAGUGGACCGUUGAUAAACUAGUCUCCUAUGAUAAUGAAAAAAAGCACAUGUUCUUGGAAUUUGUAGAUCCUUACAAAAACCUGGAAUUGCAUACCGGUAACAACGACACUUCAAAGGAAAUCAUGGCGAUCUUAGGGGAAAUUAAAGGUGUGUCCCGUGAUAAAGGUUUAAAAGAAAUUGAAACAGCAUCACAGUCCAAGAGAACAGGUAAAAUAUUAUUCGACUUUUUUGGUGAGUCGACUGAUGAAUUAAGCGUUCAGCAAGGAGAUCUGGUUUAUAUUGUUAAUGACAAAAAAUCUAAAGAAUGGUGGAUGUGUGAAUCUGUCGAAACGGGUAGAAGAGGUGUGGUCCCAGCACAAUUUGUGGAACCUACGAAAGAUAAAUCAUCCAGCAGCUCCGGUGGAUUAUUUAGUUCAAUCAAAAAGAUGGCUAAAGGAGGAAGAUCACCAUCAAAGUCACACUCCAAUUCCGUAUCUGGUAAUGGUAGUUGGAGAGAUGACGUAACUCCAGAUGAAACUGCGUCUUCCAAGAGUAGAUCCAGAGGUGCAUCAUUUUCAAGUAGAAAAAAGAGAUCUGCAUCAAUGAGUAAACCAUCUGAUAGCUCAAAUAAGAAGAAAUUCCCAGAUCCUAAGAAGUCUAGAUUAUGGGUUGAUAGAAGUGGUACAUUUAAAGUUGAUGCUCAAUUUAUUGGUUGUGCUAAUGGUAAGAUUCAUUUACAUAAGGCCAAUGGUGUUAAGAUAGCCGUUGCUGCAAAUAAACUUUCUGAUUCAGACUUGGUGUAUGUUGAAAAUAUUACAGGAUUUAGUCUUGAUAAAUUUAAAGUUAAUUCAAGUGGUUCGUCUGGCUCUGGUAAUAAGGAUGCAAGGGAAUCAGAACGUGAGAGAAGAAGAAGAUUGAGAGAACAAGAGGAGAGAGAGCAUGAUAGGAGAGUUAGAGAAAGAGAACUGGACGAACUAAAGAAAGCAAGACAAUUACUAGAUGAUGAGAGACUUCGUCUAGAAGAACAGAAAGAUUUACCACCUGUCAAACCUCCAAGACCAAAUUCAACUGUCGGUAUGCCUUCUACAUCAUCAAGUAGAGGUACUAAGAAUAAAACUAAUUACGACUGGUUUGAGUUCUUCCUAAAUAGUGGUGUGGAUGUCAGCAACUGUCAAAGAUAUACCAUUAACUUUGACAGGGAGCAAAUGACAGAAGAUAUGAUGGAAGAUAUUAACUCACAAAUGUUAAGAACUCUUGGUUUACGUGAAGGUGAUAUAGUUAGGGUGAUGAAAUUCCUAGACAAUAAGUUUAAUAGAGAUACUCAACAAACAGUGGUCCCAACCCAAACAGGCGGUAUGUUUACCGAAGCUGAUGGUUCAUUGAAGAACAACAAUGCUAAUGUUCAAAAUGGUGUUUCACAACAACUCUUGCCACAGUCAACUGCUCCUGCAGCAGCAGUGCCAGUUUCUCAAGACGAUGACGCUUGGACUGCUAGACCAGCCGCUAAAUCUCAACCUGAUCUUGUCUCUGGAAAUUCUAACUUCACUGGUUCUAUGCAGGACUUGCUCGACCUACAACCAUUGGAACCUAAGAAACCUACACCUACGCAGGUCCCUGAACCAAACUUAAACAGUUUGGAGCCGGUAAAAACUGGUAAUACUGCCCCAACUACAGCCCCAGUUGCUACAUCCAUUACUGGAGGUGCUAAUUUAGUUCCAUUAGAUCCAUUUAAAACUGGUGGUAACAAUAUUUUACCAAUUGGUACCGGAUUUGUUAUGAUGCCGAUCGCUACAGGUGGUCUGAUGGCAACCCAAAGGACAGGAGGUUUUGGUAUGCCUGCCACUACUUUUGGUGCUCAAUUAACUGGAGGUGUGUUACCGGUUCAAAAGACAAGUUCUGGUUUAAUUCCUGUUGCAACUACUGGUGGUAUGAUGCCUCAAACUACUUUUGGAGCGCAAUUAACUGGUGGUGUGAUGCCACUACAGACUACUGGUGGUUUAAUGCCAUUGCAAAGAACUGGAGGCAUGAUGCCACAGACAACAUUUGGCACAAGUGUACCAAUGGGCUCAGUUCUGCCUGUUCAAAAGACUGCGAACGGAUUGAUGCCAUUGCAAACUACUGGUGGUGCAAUGCCAUCUACAACUUUCAUGAACCCUGUUUUAACAGGAGGUGUUAUCCCUCAGACAAGUUUUGUUAAUCCAGCUUUAACUGGUGGUAUGAAUCCAAUGAUGAACCCAGUUCUAACCGGUGGUAUGAAUCCAAUGAUGAACCCAGCUCUAACUGGCGGUAUGAAUCCAAUGAUGAACCCAGCUCUAACUGGCGGUAUGAAUCCAAUGAUGAACCCAGCUUUAACUGGCGGUAUGAAUCCUAUAAUGAACCCGGCCCUGACUGGUGGUGCCAUCCCUCAAACAAGUUUUGGUAAUCAAAUGUCUGGUGGUGCUAUGCCUCAGACUGGAUUUGGUAAUCAGCUAACUGGGGGAGCCAUGAUGCCACAAACGUCAUUCGGUGCACCAAUACAACAGACUAACACUGUACCAAUGCAAAUAACGGGCGGUUUCCAACCUCAAUCACAAUUUGGUAUGACUUUACAAAGAACAGGUGGUGUUGCUCCUAUCAAUACCGGUGUCAAUACCAUCACGCAAGGAAUGCAAAAUACAACUAUUUCUCAACCACAACAGUUGCAAACACAACCAACUGGGUUUGGAUUUGGUAAUGGACCUCAACAAACUCAACAAGGUAGACAGGCAAAUAUAUUUAAUGCGUCUGCUGCUAAUCCGUUCGGAUUUUAA
This is a messenger RNA of Maudiozyma saulgeensis, 3669 nucleotides long. NCBI's taxonomy places the organism in Eukaryota, Fungi, Ascomycota, Saccharomycetes, Saccharomycetales, Saccharomycetaceae. The record is from the annotation of a GenBank genome assembly.